CCCUUUGCCUCUUUUUCAGGGACCGCGCCAGUGCGGGUGCGGCGGGGCUGCGUCUGGGUAUUAUUUAUUUCUGUCCACGAUGUGCCGGUAAUGGGAGGUUCCAUUUGGGCCGAGGCCACCAAUCGUUUGCUGGUAUAUAUGAAUCCUGUCGUAUCUGUCCUGGAGCCCGGCAGCAUGGUGUAUAAUUGGCAAAAUCCGUGGGACUGGGAAACAGGGUUCGGCCGAAGGUAUUUCAAAUUGUAUAAGUAUUAUACCUGAUUCAUCCGUUGCCGCAUGCUGUCGCGUUCGAACACUAAAUCAAAAAUUUUUCAAGAUUGCGGUGCAUGGCAUCUGCGUCGAAUAUCUUCCCGAACAAAUUUUCAUGAUCUUCUUUGUUACGCAGUGGCACGCUCGAGAGUGAUACGAAAAACGUGCAGCUUGUACAACAGUCACGCAAAAUCGUUUUUUUUGCAUUAAAGAAAUCAUUAUUUAAGCCGAAACCAGCUCGCGUAGAGGCGAAUAUGCAUGAUGAAAAAUUCAUACAGAAGAUGAGUCUAAUAGACCGCUGCAGCUCGCGUGAACACUAAACGUACAAAUGUACAAAGUUACUGCAGGAAAAAAAAAGAUAAUGAAGGAUCCGCGAGAGCACUGAUAUCGUAAGAGUUGUACUUAACUUGUUCAUCGAGCUAAUUACGAAUCUUAUCAACACCAGGUUGAGUUUGUGGUAUUCUGCGAGACAGCGCGCAUAUGGUGGGCAAGUGCGAUAUCUGGCUUGGAAGUCGAAGCUGGACGGUAGGCCGCUGUUGGGAUGGUUAUAUUAACGAGCAGUGUGAUGUGCCUCCUAUCCUCUUCCUCAUCCGAUUGUAGAUAUAGUUUUCAAUGUGUUAUCACGUGUCGCGGCUACGGUUGCGAUCUCUGCGCUGCCAGGGACCAGGGUAUGUCACAGUCACUGCGGCGGGUGUGUUUCGUUGUCUCUCUCUGUCAUCAUCGACGACAUUCUACUUCUUGUUUUCGUCACGAAGCCAUGGCAUUUAGAGGGCCCGGUAGCCCUGCGUGUCUGGUGCUGCUGCUGCAGGCGAAUUUCAAUUUCUUAUACGCCUUGUCUCCAUUCGAAGCGAAAAAAAAAUUGAAAAGGGUACUUAGCGUGUCGACAACCACACGACUUCUACUGCUUCAUGUUCAUCAUCAUCAUCAUGUGUGA
Molecule: messenger RNA, 1180 nt
Organism: Amoebophrya sp. A120
Lineage: Eukaryota; Dinophyceae; Syndiniales; Amoebophryaceae
Source: the annotation of a GenBank genome assembly